GACGUCAGUGCCCGUCAGUGGGUGACGCUGCGUCUCUUUGUUGGCUCAGCGGCGGCGGCGGCGGCGCUUCUGUUGUUAUUUUUCUCCGCGGCUCAAAAACAGAAAUGCUGGCGAGCUGAACCGAUAUAUUUUAGGACGUUUCCUUUUUCUUUCCCCCCCUUACCACACUUUGUAUCUAGAUAACUCGUUAAACGUUUGUAUCUUGGCUUGUCACGACCCAGCGCCAGUCUAGUAAUGGACUCGGACGAGGGUUACAAUUAUGAAUUCGACGACGAGGAAGAGGAGUGCAGCGAGGACAGCGCUGAAGAGGAGCCCGAAGACGACACCCUGGAGCUCGGAGACGUGGAGCUGGUCGAUCCCGUUGUGGCCGGGGGAGAGCGAGACGAGUGCGGGGAGACCGGCGGGAGCGGCCUCGGGCCGGGACAAGAUGAAGAAGACUACCGCUUUGAAGUUCUCACCGCCGAGCAGAUCCUCCAGCAUAUGGUGGAGUGCAUCAGGGAGGUCAACGAGGUCAUUCAGAAUCCUGCAACGAUCACAAGAAUACUGCUUAGUCAUUUCAAUUGGGAUAAGGAGAAGCUCAUGGAAAGGUACUUCGACGGUAACCUGGACAAGCUGUUCUCCGAGUGUCAUGUCAUAAACCCUAGUAAAAAAUCCCGGACACGCCUCAUGAAUACGCGAUCAUCAGCGCAGGAUAUGCCAUGUCAGAUCUGCUAUCUCAACUACCCUAACACGUACUUCACUGGUCUGGAAUGUGGACACAAGUUCUGCAUGCAGUGCUGGGGUGACUACUUAACUACCAAAAUCAUAGAGGAAGGAAUGGGACAGACCAUUUCCUGUCCUGCACAUAGCUGUGACAUCCUGGUCGAUGACAACACGGUCAUGCGACUAAUAACAGAUUCAAAAGUGAAAUUGAAGUACCAACAUUUAAUAACCAAUAGUUUUGUAGAGUGCAAUCGACUGUUAAAAUGGUGUCCUGCUCCUGACUGCCAUCAUGUUGUCAAAGUCCAGUACCCCGAUGCCAAGCCUGUCCGCUGCAAAUGUGGCCGGCAGUUCUGCUUCAACUGUGGUGAGAACUGGCACGACCCAGUGAAGUGUAAGUGGUUGAGGAAGUGGAUUAAAAAGUGUGAUGAUGACAGUGAGACGUCCAACUGGAUUGCCGCAAACACCAAGGAAUGUCCCAAAUGCCACGUGACCAUAGAGAAGGACGGCGGCUGCAACCACAUGGUGUGUCGGAACCAGAACUGCAAAGCGGAGUUCUGCUGGGUCUGCUUGGGCCCAUGGGAGCCCCAUGGAUCGGCCUGGUACAACUGCAAUCGCUACAAUGAGGAUGAUGCCAAGGCUGCUAGGGAUGCACAAGAACGCUCCAGGGCAGCCUUGCAGAGGUACCUGUUCUACUGCAACCGUUACAUGAAUCACAUGCAGAGCCUGCGCUUUGAGCACAAGCUGUACGCGCAGGUCAAGCAGAAGAUGGAAGAAAUGCAACAGCACAACAUGUCUUGGAUUGAGGUGCAGUUCCUGAAGAAGGCUGUGGAUGUGCUGUGCCAGUGCCGCUCCACACUCAUGUUCACCUAUGUCUUUGCCUUCUACCUCAAGAAGAACAACCAGUCCAUUAUCUUUGAGAACAACCAGGCUGAUCUAGAGAAUGCCACUGAGGUACUGUCUGGAUACCUGGAGCGAGACAUUUCCCAGGAUUCGUUGCAGGACAUUAAGCAGAAAGUACAAGACAAAUACAGAUACUGUGAGAGCAGACGGAGAGUUCUCCUGCAGCACGUGCAUGAAGGUUAUGAGAAAGACCUGUGGGAGUAUAUCGAGGAUUGAGACAGCGUCCUCCCACCACAGACUCUUGGAGAGUGCCUCCGCCAACUAGAGCGCUGAUGCAAUUGAACCAGGGCAGCACAGGCCUCCGCUGCUGCCCCUCCCUUUCCCCCUUCCGGCAUCCCGCCCAACCCUUCUCCCUUUAUUCCUUUCAUAUUUUUUUUUCUUUGUCAUUUUUCUGUUCUUGGUUUCUUGGAGAAAAAAAAACACAUAUUUAAAUGGAAAAACUACAAUAUUUGAAAUAAAAAUGACAUCUACCGCAGUAUUGUUAACCGAGUGAUGUGCAAGAAGACUUGAGUUCCAACAAAAAAUGGACAGAAAAAAAGCAUCCUCUCUGGCUAUUGUAACAUCUCCCGUUAAAUUGUCUUUUUCUCAUUUAU
Pygocentrus nattereri (red-bellied piranha) is the source of this 2195-nucleotide messenger RNA. RefSeq names its product ariadne ubiquitin-conjugating enzyme E2 binding protein homolog 1 (Drosophila) (gene arih1). The record is from RefSeq and is a predicted model, not a curated record. Gene Ontology annotation, cellular component: cytoplasm; ubiquitin ligase complex; nucleus. Bases 235 to 1818 code for a protein of 527 amino acids. The transcript is spliced from 14 exons. Gene Ontology annotation, molecular function: ubiquitin protein ligase activity; ubiquitin conjugating enzyme binding; zinc ion binding. NCBI's taxonomy places the organism in Eukaryota, Metazoa, Chordata, Actinopteri, Characiformes, Serrasalmidae. Gene Ontology annotation, biological process: positive regulation of proteasomal ubiquitin-dependent protein catabolic process; ubiquitin-dependent protein catabolic process; protein polyubiquitination.